CCGGCCGGCCAGCAAGUCAGGCAACCACACAGCCAUAUGAGUCAGUACAACUUAAGAAACCGGUUUGUGAACACGCACGGCGCGAUCUCUUCUUGGUGGCCGACCCACACGGCUGGCUCUCUGUUGUAAAGUUUCGGUCUUUUUCUCACUUUGUGGUGUUUCUUGCUCACGACGCGAGCAGUUUCACGAGGCGCGCGGGUUUGCGUAGAAAUACAAACUCACGCGGUGCCACAUACACCAGCACACACACACGCGCGAAGAUUAGUAAGUGGGAAAGAUGCUGCUGCUCGCAUGAGCUUACGUCCGCAGCAGUCAGUGCCUCUUGAUCUUGAGCCGCAGCCGCAAUGUGCUAAGCAGAUAUCACUCGAACGGAUGAACGCUCGCGUUGAUCUUGGAAUGUUCGUGCCUCGUUGUAGCUAUUUGGAGAGUGAAAAUAAGUGAAUAAUUGAGCUGAAUUGAAGGAAGUGAAGCGGCUCAACCUGGACUCUAAGCUGGCGAGACACGAAAUUGAACUGUCUAGUAGUGACGGGGUGGAGUGGAAUCGGAAACAGUAGUCGCUUCUUGACAUCCAGUGCGCUUAACGGGAAGCGGCGAUCGGAUCGACGUGUGUUUCGGGCUAAAUAUACCGGUUUCUACUAUCGGGAAAACCGUUUCAAACGCAAUGGUCCCAGCCGCCAGACGGCGACGACGGUGAUGUUGGUGUGUGACACUUAUCGGUGGUCGAUAAUCAAAUAACUCGGUCAACAAACGAACAGCAGAUAGACGUCGUAGUGCCAAAUUGUACCAACAAAGUGAUAAGACAUCAGGCGUUAUUUUCGGCUAAUGUUCGGCAUUGAAGUGGAGUUCUACGCUGAAGUGGAUAUGGAAAGGCUGGCGACCGUUUCAAGCUGAGUUGAAGAUCUAUCAUGAUACUUCGCCGCGAUCAUCAACAAAUCAGAGUCUCGUCAUCAGUAGCCGGUUUCGUCGCACCCCACCAGCCCGGUUCCAGCUGUUCGUCGGACAACAAAUGGAACUGCCACUGCCUGUUAAUUUUCUGCACGCUGAAGAUCUUCUGCCGGAAGGAGAUAAUCCGGACUCGCUCCCGCGGUGGAAGUGCUGCCGUCCCGGGUCGAUCGUGAAACGAUAGUACCCACCCAACUCGUUGUGUAAAAGCUAGAAUAGGAAAUCGUUGGUGAAUUAGUGUUAGUGUGGUGUAAACUGGCCCUUAAGGUGUAUUAUUUACUAGAGGAAUUACUAUCAAGUAUGUCACAGCGGAAGAAGAUUCUGUACGGAUUGUUCGGGAUCAUCAUCGGGCUGUGCGUCGGGGCUCUCUUCCGGAACUAUCGCACGCUGGAGAUCGUCAGCAUGUGCAACUCGAUCAACAACCUGAAACAGAAGUCCGCUCUCGAGAUUAUCGGUCUGCAUCGGCUGGAGACGCCGGACAACUCGCAGCACAACCUAGUCUUCGUGGGCGUCAUGACAGCGAAAGAUUUCCUGCCAACCCGAGCCAAAGCCGUAUACGACACGUGGGGCAAGAAUAUCCCCGGGCGGAUCGCGUUCUUCAGCUCCGAAGAAUCGGUGGCCGACUAUCUACCACUGGUUGCGCUGAAGGGCGUUGAUGAUCGAUAUCCACCGCAGAAGAAAAGCUUUAUGAUGCUUCACUAUAUGUACGAGCAUUACAUCGACAAAUUCGAAUGGUUCGCCCGAGCCGACGAUGAUGUCUUUGUCCGCACGGACAAGCUAGAACAGUUCCUACGGUCGAUCGAUAGCUCGAAGCCGCAAUUCAUUGGCCAAGCAGGCCGGGGUAACAGCGAAGAAUUCGGUUUGCUCUCACUCGAGUUCGACGAAAACUUCUGCAUGGGUGGCCCCGGGGUCAUCAUGAGCCGCGAGACGCUACGGAGGGUUGCUCCUCACAUUCCAACCUGUCUCAAGAACCUCUACAGUACUCACGAAGAUGUGGAGGUUGGACGAUGUGUUCAAAAGUUUGCCGGUAUUCCUUGUACCUGGAAUUAUGAAAUGCAAUCCAUCCUGCACCACAACUCCAGCGGGAACCGUGCCUUUUCGGGGAACCUCAAGAACAAGGAAGUUCACAGUGCCAUCACGCUUCACCCGGUCAAGAGGCCAGCCUUCAUGUAUCGGCUGCACGCGUACACGCUCGGGUUGAAGGCCCAGGAACUGCGUCAGCAGUCCUUGCUGCUGCAUCGGGAUAUCGCCCAGAUGACAGCACUGCUGCAAAUUCCAAAAAUCAAUAAAAACCUCGCACCAGGCGUUCCCAUUUUCCCGUCGGCCGAAUCCAGCUCCGACUAUCUCGGGGACCACAAUGUUCUAGGUUUGAUGCCAGACCUCAACCGACACAGGCCUUCGCAUCUGGAUGAGAUUAUCGAGUGGGACUUCAUCGCUAAGAGCCUGUACUCGGGUAUGCAUCCGAAUCCCAAGCGGAAGAUUGAAUCGUCUCUCAAGGAAGGCUUGAAUGAUGUCGUUCGAGAGAUUAUGGAACAUAUCAACAACUUCUCGCGACAACGAGGUCGAGUGAUCGAAUUUCGAGAGCUACUCUACGGCUAUAUGCGAGUAAAUAGUCUUUACGGACAGGAUCUAAUUUUGGACCUGCUAUUGGUGUACAAAAAAUACCGAGGGAAGAAAAUGACUGUCCCGGUGCGAAGGCAUCUCUACAUUCAACGCUCCUUCACGGACAUUCGAGUACGGGAGAUUUCCAAUGGUGUGAUUCCUGCUUACGCAGUAACUUUGGACCACCGGUUAGCGGAUGGAAUCACAAGGCCGUGGAACAACACUACAGGCUUAGAUCGCAUGCGCUCGAUCUUCAACAGCGGCUGGGAGAAACUUUCCGACACGUUUGCCAUCAACAAUCCACUCCUGUACGAGGUCCAAUCGCAGAAAGAUCGAAUCGUGUUCGUGAUUCCGCUCGCUGGUCGAUCGGAAACGUUUAUGCGAUUCUUGCGCAACUUCGAGGAGGUCGCCCUAAAGCAGGACCGCCGUACGGAUCUGCUAGUGUCAAUCUACGUGGACCCAACCGAAUCGCCGUUGAUUGUGGGGCUGCUAAAUCAGCUUCGUCUCCGGUACCCGGAUAAUAAAAUAAACUACCAGCAACUGUUCGGCAACUUCUCCCGGGGGGUUGCCCUUGAUCGUGCCAUCAAGAGUCCGUUCUGCAAACAGGAUGAUAUUCUGUUCUUCGUAGAUGUUGAUAUGAUUUUUACUCAAAAAACGCUCGAUCGGAUACGAACCAACGUGAUUCGUAACCGACAGAUCUACUUGCCGAUCGUAUUCAGCGAGUACGAUCCCAAUCCGGAUGCACUGUGGAGUAAAACCACGACUCCGGUUACCACUGAGCAUCCCUAUCUACUCGCCGGGAAACGAAACUUCUCUUUACAAUACCCAGUCACCAACAGCAACGGAUACUUCCGCCAAUUUGGUUACGGUUUGGCCGGGAUAUACAAGUCGGACAUCCUUCGACCGGACCUCGGAGGUUUCAAUACCGACAUCAACGGGUGGGGUCUCGAGGACGUGAAAUUUCUCGAGAACAUCAUCGCCGCCAAUCUGAAGGGUAGUCAGCGUUUGCUGGAGGUAGCCGACGGUAAGGUGGAUCCGUUCAAGGAUCCGCACCACAGCCAGCAGCAGGAGCUGGUGGUUUUCCGUGCACCGGACCCCUCACUGGUGCACAUCUUUCAUCCGAUCAAUUGUGAUAAAAAUCUGGAGGAGGCACAGUACAAGAUGUGCCUCGGAACGAAAGCCAAUACUCUGGGCAGCUUCCGGCAGCUGGAGCAACGGUUUCUCCGCGACCGGGAGCUUCUGAACUACGGGAGGAAUCGGGGGACCCGAUAACGCGCGCCUGUCGGGAUCGGGUCGAUUACGAUAGCAUUUUUUAGGAGAACUGAUUUUUUUUUGUAAUAUAAUAGAAUCAAUUAAAUUUAAUGUUAGGAUGCUUUA
Molecule: messenger RNA, 3921 nt
Organism: Wyeomyia smithii (pitcher-plant mosquito)
Lineage: Eukaryota; Metazoa; Arthropoda; Insecta; Diptera; Culicidae
Gene: Chsy
Product: chondroitin sulfate synthase 1
Exons: 9
Coding region: 1243-3816 (857 amino acids)
Cellular component (GO): Golgi cisterna membrane
Molecular function (GO): glucuronosyl-N-acetylgalactosaminyl-proteoglycan 4-beta-N-acetylgalactosaminyltransferase activity
Source: RefSeq, a predicted model, not a curated record